AUGAAUGUCAGUCAAGCUUUUAAGGAGACUAGUCGCAACUGGUACCUAUAUGCCGACGCCUUCAAAGUGGAGAAGGAAAUAAAGUCUUCGAACCCUGAGUUAGCUGAACGAAAUAAAGAUAUUGGAACUGACUCAGCACUUGUAGAUGUGCAUGACAAGGAUCUGAGUGUUGAAGAAGGUCUUGAAACCCAAGUAGCUGAGAAGACCACAGGGAAGAGGAAAUGGAAAAGGUCAGAUGGAGAGAAAUGUGGAGAGAAACGCGUCAACGAUCUUAAUCGAUCUUAUGAUAGUAACGAGGUUGAAGCUGUUGUUGCUCCACCGAAAUCAGAAUCUUGUGCAGUUUUACCGACAGAAGAAAAUGUGAAGGGUGAGAAAUCUGUCUUAGAUUCUGAUAAGCUAGUGAAUCAUUUGGAGAAGAAAAGGAAGUCCUCAAAAGACUCGGGCGAAGAAGAUAGUCUGGUUGCUAAUAAAAGAAAAAGGAGCGUUGGAAAAGAAGAUAGUCUGGUUGCUUCUGGCGCAGAAAAUCUGAAGAAGAUCAAGAAAAAUUCAACCAAGAAAUAUAAAAAGAAACAUUCUGAGAAGACUGUGGAGUCCCAAGAUUAUGUUCCUGGUCAAAUCCUGGAGGAGAAGGCUGAGAUUGGAGAUAAUUUCUGUCCUAGCCAAAACGAAGAUAUUGCUGGUUUUGAUAAGAAGCAAAAUCAAGUGAUGAAACUCCUUGAUUUGCAUCACGGCGGUUCCGUUGAAGGUUCACUGAACACUAUGAAACCGAAAGAGAAAAAUGCUAUAGCUCAGCCAGCUAGUUCAGUUACUAGUCAUUUCCAGUCAGUGGUUAAGAACGAUCACAGUGGUUUCAAGGUUGAUCUUUCCGAUGCAUAUGUGAAAGGCACAACGGUCGACAACAAGAAUGAAGCUUUGAAGAAAAUCUACAACGGUUCCAUUUUCAGAAAACCGAAAGCGAGAAAAACUAAGUUGAAAUCUUCAGAUGAUGAUAGUGAUGUUGUGACCUCUAUUUUGAGGAAGCAAGGAACCAAUCUUGCUGGAGGAACAGAUAGGAGCUUGCAAGGUUACCUGAGAAGCUCAAAACCUUACAAGGAGGCCAAACUGAGAGAUGAUCAAGCGGAAAAUAAGUACGUUGAUGACGAGUGCCUUGGGAACCUGUACGUCCCAGAUAGCCUAUCCAACUAA
Messenger RNA from Microthlaspi erraticum, 1185 nucleotides. The record is from the annotation of a GenBank genome assembly. NCBI's taxonomy places the organism in Eukaryota, Viridiplantae, Streptophyta, Magnoliopsida, Brassicales, Brassicaceae.